Molecule: messenger RNA, 624 nt
Organism: Rhizoctonia solani
Lineage: Eukaryota; Fungi; Basidiomycota; Agaricomycetes; Cantharellales; Ceratobasidiaceae
Product: Retrovirus-related Pol polyprotein from transposon TNT 1-94
Exons: 1
Coding region: 1-624 (207 amino acids)
Source: RefSeq, a predicted model, not a curated record
AUGAUCUUGACACGUCCCAACAUUGCUUUUGCCACAGGAAUUCUGGCCCAACAUGCCGCGAACCCAGGUGACGAACACUGGUUAGCAGGAAAACAAGUGUUACAAUACCUGCAGGGAACAAAGGGAGUGGGGAUAGUAUACCACAGAUCUGGGUCGAAAAUUGUUGAGGGAUACGUAGACGCGGAUUUUGCAGGAGACAAAAACACGAGUCAAUCAACAACUGGCUGGAUGUUUCGGCUAGGUGGUGGAAGUGUCGCAUGGUCUUUGAGAAAACAACCGACGAUCUCGUUGUCAAGUACAGAAGCUGAGUACGUAGCAGCAUUGAGUGCCGCACGUGAGCUUGUGUGGGUCCAACAAUUCCUGAGUGAACUCAAAUAUACUCCCAGAGGAGCGACAAUCCUACACACUGAUAAUCAAUCAAGUAUGGCUCUAGCACGAAACCCUUCCAAUCAUCAGAACACCAAACACAUACGGAUCAAACAUCACUUUAUUUGCGAAAUGAUUUCACUCCGUGAACUUGAAUUACGAUAUAUUCCAACCGACGAACAAAUCGCCAACGUACUCACUAAGCCACUUGGUCGUUUGAAGUUCCCCGGUUUUGUUUCUGGUCUGGGUAUGAAGUGA